AUGUUUGGAUAUCAUUUCACACUUCUGGAUGCUUACCUUCGUAUUUAUGGUCCUAUAUUUGUUGGCAAUGCUCCAACACAAUCUUUGUAUGACUCUUACUUUCUUUUACUUUCAAUCAUUUUUCAGAUUAUGACUCUUUACGAGACAAUUAACAGCUAUAGAAAUAAUAGGAGAGUUCUUCUCUUAAUAGUUUAUAUAGCACUGUUUUUGGAUAAUAUGCUGCUAACCACAGUUGUGCCUAUAAUUCCGGAGUAUCUCCUACGAAUUUCACAUCCAAACACAACCGAUCUUCUGCUUUACAAUAAACCGGAAGAAGAUCAUGUGGUCGAGAAAAGACAGAUAGUCUGGGAUGACGACGCUUGGGAUAUGCCGAUGCCUGGAGGAAGUGGUGAUGAUAUUCCGUGGGACGAAAAUCCUUUGGCCCCUCAGAGAAAACCGGAGAAAAGCCGCAAGAAACCCAAGCAGCGCUAUAAGGAACCUAGUCGGAAACCGCCCAUAGGAUAUAGCGAAAGGCCUCAGAUGCGGCCAACACCAGAGCCGACUGUUCAAACUUUUCAAAAAACUGAAAGGCAUGAAAUUUUGGCAAAGGAAAAUGUACUAGUUGGAAUCAUGUUUGGUUCAAAGGCAUUAGUUCAGUUGGUGGCCAAUCCGUGGAUUGGACCUUUGACAAAUAAGAUUGGCUAUACGCUACCGAUGUUCGCAGGAUUUGUGAUUAUGUUUCUGUCAACGAUAUUAUUCGCUUUUGGAACAUCGUAUGGGACUUUGUGGUUUGCCAGAGCUAUGCAGGGCGUAGGAUCUGCUUGUACUAGCACUUCCGGUAUGGGAAUGCUAGCUCAAGCCUACCCAGAUGAUGCUGAAAGAGGAAGCGCUAUGGGAAUCGCCUUAGGUGGUUUAGCCUUAGGAGUACUAGUUGGGCCACCGUACGGAGGAGUUCUAUACCAAUGGGCAGGAAAAGAGCUGCCGUUCAUUCUUCUUGCUCUUCUCGCCCUAUUUGACGGAUCUUUGCAAUUUGUGGUGCUACAACCAAAGGUAGAUCGAGGUGAGCCAGAAGGUUCGACGAUCAAACAGUUAGCCAAAGAUCCCUACAUCAUUGUUGCUGCAGGUGAAGAUAUUUUUACACAUUUAUUGUGGUGUGCUACUAAGACGAUGUUAUGUAAUGCAAGCCGCAAUGGCCAUGUAAUACAUUUGUUUCCGUAGCG
Messenger RNA from Strongylus vulgaris, 1199 nucleotides. Lineage: Eukaryota; Metazoa; Nematoda; Chromadorea; Rhabditida; Strongylidae. The record is from the annotation of a GenBank genome assembly.